This is a messenger RNA of Eupeodes corollae, 3769 nucleotides long. RefSeq lists its product as uncharacterized. NCBI's taxonomy places the organism in Eukaryota, Metazoa, Arthropoda, Insecta, Diptera, Syrphidae. The record is from RefSeq and is a predicted model, not a curated record. Gene Ontology annotation, biological process: DNA integration. The transcript is spliced from 2 exons. The coding region runs from base 121 to 3591 and encodes 1156 amino acids. Gene Ontology annotation, molecular function: nucleic acid binding.
GAGCAUAAUAUAAAUAUAUCCAAUUGGAAUAUACCAAAAAAUAUAGUUUUAUCUGACCCAUCGUUCCAUGUCUCACAAAAAAUUGAUUUAGUACUAGGCGCUGAUAUCUUUUUUGAUUUGAUGUCCAUUGGUCAAAUAAGAUUGGGACCUAAUUUACCAAUUCUUCAAAAAACUGUACUAGGAUGGGUAGUUUCGGGACCAUAUCAGCAUAAUCAGGAAAAAAUACUAUACAAACAAGGUUCCUACCUUUCAACCCCAGAUCAAAAAGAUAUAACAUUAUGUGAGGAACUCAAGAGAUUUUGGGAAAUUGAAAAUGGAAGUGACCUGAUUAAUACAGAGUUCAAAUUCAAAGAAUCGGAGUUAGAGUGUGAGGAGCACUUUAAGGCUAAUGUUUGUAGAUUUGAUAAUGGAAGAUACCAGGUUCGAUUGCCUUUUAAAUCAGAUUCCUUGAAGUUGGGUGAAUCUUACUCCCAAGCUUUAAAUCGUUUUAAAUCUUUGGAAAGACGUUUUUGCAAAAAUAGUAGCUUUCGUCAAGAGUAUACUGCUGUUGUAAAUGAAUUCCUUACUUUGAACCAUAUGGAAAUUGCACCAAAUGUAGAUCUCUCUAAACCUCAUUUCUUUCUACCUCAUCAUUGUGUAGUGAAACCAUCUAGCUCAACCACCAAAAUGAGAGUUGUUUUUGAUGGCUCUGCAAAAACUACAACAGGAGUGUCUCUCAAUGAUACUCUUCUCACUGGUCCAGUUAUUCAAGAAGAUCUCUUCUCCAUUGCAGUUAGAUUUCGAUUUUUUGCUUUCGUCUUUACUGCUGAUAUAUCAAAGAUGUACCGCCAGAUUGUACUGCACCCAGAUGAUCGUUGUUUUCACCUUAUUCUCUGGAGAGAAAAUGAAUCUGAUAAGGUGAAAACAUUUCAACUUAAUACGGUAACAUAUGGAACCGCCUCCGCUUCUUACCUUGCAACAAAAACAUUACAACAACUGUCCCUAGAUGAAGGUAAAAAUUUUCCCAAUGCUGCUAGGGCUGUUAAAAUGGAUUUUUAUGUUGACGAUUUGUUAACUGGUGCGGCAACACUUGAAGAAGCUUUAAAGUUAAAGUCAGAGUUGAUAGAACUGCUGGCAAGAGGAGGAUUUAUUUUGCGAAAGUGGUGUUCUAAUGACAAUAGAAUUUUGGAAGCUGUAGAUGAAGUUGAUAGGGAAUCACUUUUUAGAAUUGCUGAUUCACACGCAAUAAAAACUUUAGGAACUUAUUGGGAUCCAACAUCUGAUAAGCUGCUUUAUGACUGCCCUGAGAACCAUAACAAUAACUCCAUUACAAAAAGAAUAGUGCUAUCUGAAAUUGCUAAGCUUUUUGAUCCCUUGGGACUAAUAAAUCCAAUUAUAGUUUUAGCAAAGGUGUUUAUGCAACAACUUUGGCAACAUGGCUUUGAUUGGGAUGAAAGUUUGCCAAUGGAAUACCACAGUCGUUGGUUAAGGUUUAGAGAAGAAUUAGAAAAUGUCGGAAAGUUUCAAUUUGAUCGUAGAGCUUUUUAUGGGUCUGAAAACAUUCAACUUCAUGCUUUCGCUGAUAGCUCUGAAUACGCAUAUGGUACAUGUUUAUAUAUUCGAUCCAGUAAGGAAAACGGAGAAAUUUCAGUAAACCUCUUAUGUUCAAAAUCUAGAGUUGCUCCUGUAAAGAAGGUUUCAAUCCCUCGUUUGGAAUUAUGUGCAGCUGUAUUGAUGGUUCAUCUAACAGAAAAAAUCUUAAAUAUUUUUAAAGGCAAGUUUUCUAAGGUUUUCUACUGGACAGACUCCACUAUUGUGUUGAGUUGGAUUUCAGAAGCAUCUUCAAAUUUCGAAACUUUCGUUGCCAAUCGAGUAGCGAUUAUUCAAAAUCUGACAACGGUGGAUCAAUGGAAUCAUGUACGAUCGAAAAUGAACCCUGCAGACAUCAUAUCCCGAGAUGCAGAUAAAUGGCCAGUGCUAGCAGAAAAUUGCCAACAUUCAAUUGAUGAAUCAGUUCUUGAACGGAAAACACAAAAAAUUAUUCUUUUUGGAUCUAAGGUCGAACCAGUUUGGGAAACAAUAAAAUUUCACAACAAUUAUCUCAAAACACUAAGAGUUGUGGCAUAUUUAUUUAGAUAUAAAAAUAACUGUUUAGCGGUCAAACGAGAGUACUUACAGCCAAUGUAUGGGGAAAUCACUCCAAAGGAGUUACAAACAUCAUUGAAGUGCAUACUCCGAACAAUUCAACAAGAACAAUUCUCCUCAGAAAUCGAGCUUAUACGAAACAAAAAACCUAUACCUGGAAGAUCACAUCUAGCAUCACUUCGUCCUUUUAUUGAUGGUGAUAACCUUUUACGUGUAGGUGGUAGAAUAAGUAACGCUGAUCUGGAUUAUGAUGCAAGGUUCCCGAUAUUAAUACCCAAGGAUCAUGUGUUUACUAAGGCGAUAGUAACAUACUAUCAUAACAAAUACUUACAUGUAGGGCCUCAAACCCUUCUAAGCAUAAUUCGAGAGAAAUUCUGGCCAAUACACGGAAAAAUUAUUUGCAAAAGGGUAUGUCGUCGUUGUAUAAGAUGUUUUCGUGCUCAACCUGUGCCAGAAAUACAUAUUAUGGGAGAUUUACCUAGAUCCCGAGUUCAACAAUGCCGUCCUUUCUUGAUUGUUGGAGUUGAUUUAUGUGGGCCAUUUAACAUACACUUCCGACGCCGAGGAACGUCCCCUAUUAAGGGAUAUGUUGCUGUAUUCGUCUGCUUCAGUACUCGUGCAGUUCAUCUGGAAGUUGUUGAUGAUUUGUCAACAGUUGCAUUCCUUGCAGCUCUAAAAAGAUUUAUCGGGCGUCGCGGUUAUCCUUCUACAAUUUAUAGUGAUAACGCCACUAAUUUUAUUGGAGCUCGUAAUGAGCUUUCAUCUGUUUAUAAAAUGCUCCUAUCUCCGAACGUUCAAAAUGAAGUUAUUCGUACCUGUGCUGCGGACAAUAUCACAUGGAAAACAAUUCCUCCAAGAUCCCCUCAUUUCGGAGGAUUGUGGGAAGCUGCCGUUAAGUCCGCAAAGUUUCACAUGAAGCGUAUAUUACAGGAUGCAUCUCUAACUUUUCAAGAACUAAACACGAUCAUAAUUCAAAUCGAAUCCGUACUUAAUUCACGACCUAUAACUCCAAUAUCUGAUAACCCUUCUGAUUUAUAUGCACUAACCCCAGGUCAUUUUAUUAUAGGUUGUCCACUUACUUGCUUGCCAGAACCAGACGUCCUUGAAGUGAAAUCCAUCAAUUCAUUGAGUCGUUAUCAGCUCCUUCAAUGGUACUUUCAAAUGUUUUGGAAACGUUGGUCGACAGAAUACCUCCAAAACUUGCAACUGAGAACAAAGUGGAAGCAGUCACAGUCACAGAACAAUCUUAGAAUCGGUGAUGUCGUGCUCAUAGUUGAAGAAAACUCACCACCGCUCAAAUGGAAGCUGGGAAAAAUCAUAGAGGUGCAGCCGGGAAAGGAUGACAUCGUUCGCAAAGCAACAGUAAAAACGUCAACUGGCAUUAUUGAACGCGCUUCAAUGAAACUAAGAAGACUUCCUAUUGAAAUUGAGGAAACCGCAUCUCCUCAAGGUGGGGAGGAUGUUUAGUACAUUUUGCAUAAUACUUUUUCUAAACAUAUUUUAAUGAAAUAUAUACAACUUCACUUCACUCAACUUAACUUAACUAACCUAUAAAUUGCAUUGCAACAUCUUAAAUGUGCCCUUUUUUCUCUUGGACACAGAACUUGCCACAGUUGUAAUUUUUUAAUUAAAUAAAGGAAAUCAU